This is a messenger RNA of Sungouiella intermedia, 1518 nucleotides long. NCBI's taxonomy places the organism in Eukaryota, Fungi, Ascomycota, Pichiomycetes, Serinales, Metschnikowiaceae. The record is from the annotation of a GenBank genome assembly.
AUGAUGAUUCAAGCUAACCACGAUACACCUCUUUUCACGAGGAAUCGUUUACAUUACAAGCCUCCGUCAUUCCCCAGGAUAGACCGGCACGAAAUUUUAUAUGACUUCUCCACCCAGAAUGACUUCAAUUCGAACCUGAACAACACUUCUGCAUCGGCCGUUGUCACUUCCACAACUUCCACUUCAUACACCUUGUUCAUUGUUGCAUUUCUCAAAUCUUUAUUUGAUAGGAUCAAAGUCAUUCUAGCCACUAAGAGCAGCUCGAACUCUCAAGGUGCUGAGGACUCUCAUCAAGAGGAACCACUACUACAAGAAGAUAAAUUUGGUACCUCAACCCCUCCCGAGGCACUUGAUGUGUCUAGUUAUGAGAAGUCUGAGUCGAAAGAACCUCGUUCAGUUAAUAUUCUCCCGUCGGACUUGAGCGUUAUCUCCAUCUCUGACUCUUCCCAGGACAACCUUUAUCAAUCUAUCUUCCAGGUAGAUUCAGAUGAAGAACUCGAUGGAGAGGGUCAGUAUGGUACCAACUUGACCAUAGACCACAAAGCUGGUCAUUAUAAUGACUGGUCUGCGAGCACUUUUCGCCAUGCAAAUUAUUCGUUUCUGCCAAUCAUUGACGAUGUGUACUCAGACAUUUUGAAGCCUCUAGACGAAUAUGAUAAGAUUGUUUCCAAAUUCUAUACACCAUUCCGACCUGUUCCAAAAGCAAGGUAUUCCGUGACCGACGCGGUGCUCUCUGCCAUUCCUUCAAAACUACCUACCAACUUCCUAAAGAAAGAGAGAGAAUCUAUCCAAAACCUCAUACAUAAGGAGAGAACGACCCUCAGAGCUGUGGUUACACCGUUGACUCCCGAUCAGCUUCAAAUAGUUGAACUGUACUGGCGAGCAGGAAGGUCCUCCCAGCAUAUUGUGUCUGGCUUCUCCAUUGAUAUUACAACGAAAGAUCUUCUGACACUCGCCGAUCGCCAGUGGCUCAACGACAAUGUUAUCGAUUUCUACUUGAACCUUGUCACUGAGCUGACUGAGCUGGUGUAUUGUUGGACCACCCACUUUUUCACCACAUUAAAAAAGAAUGGCUAUAAGGGUGUAGCUAGGUGGGCCAAGAGAAGGAAAAUCAACGUUAUGACAAUGGAUAUGAUCGUGGUACCUAUUAAUAGUAUGAACACACAUUGGUCAGUCGCGGUGAUCGACAACCUCAACAAAACAAUCAGCUACUUCGAUAGUCUUUCGUCAGGUGGAAAUUUGCAUGCGGUGCAACUUCUAGAUCAGUACAUGCUGAAUGAAGCCGAAAGAUUAAAUGUUCCUCCUCAUAAAUAUGAUCUUCAGCCUAGUAUGAAGACACCUCAACAACAAAACGGAUUUGACUGUGGAGUGUUUACGUGCACGGUAUCAAAAUACAUUGCAAAGAAGGCACCUCUCCUGUUUAGUCAAAAAGAUAUGCAUACCAUAAGACGAAGGAUGGCCUACGAGAUAGUCCACAAGACUUUGCUACCAGAAGGAAACUUAAGUCCAAACUUAUAG